GCCUCAGACCUUUUUAAGCUCUUAUACCAUUAAGAUGUCUCUUUCGGGCGCUGACUUAGACGAUUCGCAAGGCGCUUCGCGCCCAUCAGACGAUACCGAAAUAGACUUAGGCCUCAAUCAGGAGGAAAAUUUAGUGAACAGCAAGGACAGUGUUUCGCAUAAGAAAAGAAGAUCGAGUUCUUCGUCAAGUAGUAGCAGCAGCUCCUCGUCUUCUUCAUCAUCCCUUUCAUCAUCUUCCUCGUCGUCAUCUGAUGAGUCUCACAGCCCAUCACCAAAGAAGAAGAAGACAGACGGCGACGGGAGAAAAGGUUCGAACGAAAAGAAGAGAUCGCGAAAGAAGAAGAAGAAGGAUGCGGAGAAACCUCCUACGGUUACUUCCUGUAAGGUACUCCGUUCUCAAGCUAAGCUGGCUAAAUUAGUGAUGGCGAGAGGUUUACAACUGGCAAAAGUUAAGCUUCUGCGAAACAAGUAUGAUUUAUCUGUUCCAUCUAAAUACUCGUUAAACUGCCCCGCUUUGGACGAUACCUUUUUUCGACGGCUGACGUCUCUGAAGAGCUCAUCAGCGUCGAAAGUUAACAUUGAUCAACGAGAAAAGGCUCUCUUGGCGCUUCAGUUCAAGAUACUGGACAUCGGUAGACCCCUACUAUUUCUUGGUUCUCGUCUGGAGGACCCGGAGUGUAUCGAGGCGCUGGAGACAGCUCUGCAGUUAUGGGGAGUAGCUUUCAACGACAUAACGAAAUCAAGAAGUCGAAACAUCCUGCGUCAAACAGAUCCCAAGAUGGAGUCGCUCCUGGAAGACCAAGAUAAUUUUGAAUUUUCAGAGUCCAACCAUCUGUUUGGACGCCAUUUUUUAAAGGCCAUGGUGAGAACGGCAGAUGAUGAAGCUAAACUUAACGCAGCGGGCAGAAACAACGGAUCGUCCACCAGUCGCCAUAGGCGCGAUUCGAGAGGAAGGCGGCUCGAUCAGAGAAAGGAUCGUCACCCAUCCCGCAACCAGUUCGACAAAGGUUACGGCAAGAAUCAAGGAUAUUCGAAUCAGAACAAUGGCAGCUACCAGCUGUCGAGAGGACGUGGCCGCGGAAGAAAUUAUCAACAAGAAAACCGCGAGCAGAACAAAUGAGGCGUCCAAAUAUUAUUUGUUUAUUUUUCUUUGUUGGUAAAAGGUCUGAGGCUAUGGGGGCAGAGGGCCUUUGUCAUUGGUUUUUGCUUUGAAUAGCUAAUAGAGUGCAGGUCAACACCGCUAUAAGGCUUCCUUUAUUUAUUUCUUACAAUCCCA
Messenger RNA from Daphnia magna, 1276 nucleotides. Its product is annotated as pre-mRNA-splicing factor CWC22 homolog. The record is from RefSeq and is a predicted model, not a curated record. The transcript has 2 exons. Bases 35 to 1120 code for a protein of 361 amino acids. Lineage: Eukaryota; Metazoa; Arthropoda; Branchiopoda; Diplostraca; Daphniidae.